This is a messenger RNA of Rasamsonia emersonii CBS 393.64, 1812 nucleotides long. Its product is annotated as tripeptidyl-peptidase. Gene Ontology annotation, molecular function: tripeptidyl-peptidase activity; serine-type endopeptidase activity. Bases 1 to 1812 code for a protein of 603 amino acids. Gene Ontology annotation, biological process: proteolysis. The transcript is spliced from 4 exons. The record is from RefSeq and is a predicted model, not a curated record. NCBI's taxonomy places the organism in Eukaryota, Fungi, Ascomycota, Eurotiomycetes, Eurotiales, Trichocomaceae.
AUGCUUCUCCGCCUCGGUCUGCUGGGCCAGCUCGCCCUGCCUGCUCUGGCCGUCGUCCACGAGCGACUGGCCGCCGUCCCCAGCGGAUGGACCCUUGUCCAGGAGGCUGAUGCCUCGACCCCUAUUCAGCUGUCCGUCGCCCUCGUCCAGCAGAAUCUCGAUCAAUUGGAGUCCAAGCUGCGCGCCGUGUCGACGCCCGGCAGCCCGGACUACGGCAAGUGGCUGGAUCACGAUGAGGUGAACGCCCUGUUCCCCGUCGUCAACGACUCCAACGUCGUCGCCUGGCUGCAGAGCGCCGGCAUCUCCGACAUCCACCGCACCGGCAGCGCCGUCAACUUCGCCACGACCGUGGGCACCGCCAACCAGCUGCUCAACGCCAGCUUCGCCUACUACUCGAGCGGCGCCAGCACCAAGCUGCGCACCACCCAGUACUCCAUCCCGGAUCACCUCGUCGGCGACAUUGACCUGAUCUCGCCCACCACCUACUUUGGCAAGUCCUCCGCUGCCCGCACCAUCACCAGCUUCCGUCCCAGCAAACGCCAUGCGACUACUACGGCGUCGAAGACCACGUCCAAGAGAGCGUCGUCCGUGUCGGUGGACCCCUCGUGCCAGACCCUGAUCACGCCGUCCUGCAUCAAGCAGCUGUACAGCGUCGGCAGCUACACGGCCGACCCCAAGUCCGGCAGCCGCGUCGGCUUUGGCAGCUUCCUCAACCAGUCGGCCAUCUACCUGGAUCUCGAGCUGUUUGAGCAGCGCUUCGGCAUCCCGUCGCAAAACUUCUCCGUCGAGCUGAUCAACGGCGGCAUCAACGACCAGAAUCUGGCCACCGCCCAGUCGGAGGAGGCCGACCUGGACGUCGAGAUGAUUGUGGGAGUCAGCCAUCCGCUGCCGGUGGUCGAAUACAUCACCGGUGGAUCUCCCCCUUUCAUCCCCAACCUGGAUGAGCCGACUCCCGCGGACAACGAGAACGAGCCGUAUCUGCCGUACUACGAGUAUCUGCUGUCGAAGCCGAACGACGAGCUCCCUCAGGUGAUCAGCAACUCGUACGGAGAUGAUGAGCAGACCGUUCCCGAAUACUAUGCCAGACGCGUGUGCAACUUGAUUGGUCUGAUGGGGCUGCGGGGAGUUUCUGUGCUGGAGUCGGCGGGCGAUACCGGCGUCGGCGCUCCCUGCCAGGCCAACGACGGCUCCAAGAAGCCCCAGUUCACGCCUCAGUUCCCCGGCACCUGUCCGUAUGUCACCGCGGUGGGCGGCACGCAGGCGGUGACGCCCGAGGUCGCCUGGGAGGCUGGUUCGGGCGGGUUCAGCAACUACUUCCCGACGGCGUGGUAUCAGCAAGAGGCGGUUGAGACGUACCUGACCAAGUACGUCAGCAACCAGACCAAGGCGUACUACUCGCAGUUCACCAACUUUUCUGGGCGUGGAUUCCCGGAUGUGGCCGCGCACAGUCUGACUCCGGACGUCUUCGUGGUCGUGAACGCGACUGCCGCCAGAUCAGGCGGCACCUCGGCAGCGGCACCCCAGUUCGCAGCAGUGCUGGGCCUGCUGAACGACGCGCGUCUGCGCGCAGGCAAGCCGGCCCUAGGCUUCCUGAACCCAUUCCUGUACGCGUUGGGCUACAAGGGUCUGAACGACAUCACGGGCGGACAGUCAGACGGCUGCACGGGCAUCAACCUUCAAACGGGGAAGAAGAUCCCGGGCGCGAGCGUCAUUCCGUGGGCGCACUGGAACGCGACGCCGGGAUGGGACCCGGUGACGGGGUUGGGGACGCCGAAUUUUGAGAAGCUAAGGCAGAUUGUGCUGUCGAUUUGA